Molecule: messenger RNA, 1157 nt
Organism: Loxodonta africana (African savanna elephant)
Lineage: Eukaryota; Metazoa; Chordata; Mammalia; Proboscidea; Elephantidae
Gene: RAC3
Product: Rac family small GTPase 3
Exons: 6
Coding region: 86-799 (237 amino acids)
Biological process (GO): cortical cytoskeleton organization; engulfment of apoptotic cell; establishment or maintenance of cell polarity
Cellular component (GO): cytoplasmic vesicle; cytoskeleton; neuron projection
Molecular function (GO): protein kinase binding; GTPase activity; GTP binding
Source: RefSeq, a predicted model, not a curated record
GGGGGCGCCGCUGCUCGCCGGGCCCCCGGAGCCGGUGCCCAGGACGAGGCAGGUUCUGCAUCCGAGCCACCAGCCGGCCCUCUGCAUGGAUGAGGCCAGGCCUCUGCCCUGGGUGGACCCUCAGCCUGCGCCCCCUGCCCUCCCCACCAUGCCCCUAUUCUGCCUCCCGGGGUGCCUGGCCCAAUGUCGGACGCUGUGCCGCACCCACCACCCCGCCCCUCAGAGACCGCUUGUCCAGGCCUCCUCCAGCUCUAGCGCGGUGGGGAAGACGUGCCUGCUCAUCAGCUACACCACCAACGCCUUCCCCGGAGAGUACAUUCCUACUGUCUUUGACAACUACUCAGCCAACGUGAUGGUGGACGGGAAGCCAGUCAACCUGGGGCUGUGGGACACUGCGGGCCAGGAGGACUACGACCGGCUGCGACCGCUCUCCUAUCCCCAGACCGACGUCUUUCUGAUCUGCUUCUCCCUGGUGAGCCCGGCCUCCUUUGAGAACGUCCGUGCCAAGUGGUACCCAGAGGUGCGGCAUCAUUGCCCCCACACGCCUAUCCUCCUGGUGGGCACCAAGCUGGACCUCCGGGAUGACAAGGACACCAUCGAGCGGCUGCGGGACAAGAAGCUGGCGCCCAUCACCUACCCACAGGGCCUGGCCAUGGCUAGGGAGAUCGGUUCUGUCAAGUACCUCGAGUGCUCUGCACUGACCCAGCGGGGCCUGAAGACGGUGUUCGAUGAAGCCAUCCGGGCUGUGCUCUGCCCACCACCAGUGAAGAAGCCGGGGAAGAAGUGCACGGUUUUCUAGAACCCACCUUGGCCGGGGCAAUGAGGAGCAGCUCCUGUGGGCAGUGUCUACUGUUGUGUUGAAGUGUCUGGUGUCCCUGAGUCUGCUGUGGGCCGUGGGGGGGGUGGGGGGAGCAUGGGGACGAGGCUGCCUGGAGGGCACAGGGCUCCCGGCCUCCUCUUUUGGGGUGCGAGGCUCAGCCUUCCCCAUCCCCCAGAGGCCGGGAGGGAGUGGGGUCUCCCUCAGGGCUGCAGGGCCAGGUCCAGGGCAGCCCUAGGGUGGGUUCUCUGAUGGGAGGGCUGGGGCGGAAGGUCUGUCCAUGUGCCUGGGACUGGGACGGUCUGCUCUUAUUUUAUACAAUAAACAUUCUCUACCAACA